Molecule: messenger RNA, 513 nt
Organism: Schistosoma rodhaini
Lineage: Eukaryota; Metazoa; Platyhelminthes; Trematoda; Strigeidida; Schistosomatidae
Source: the annotation of a GenBank genome assembly
AUGAAUACAAUCUUUGAAGAACUUAUAUCCCUGAUUGAUAGAUUUAUAUUUAUGUAUGAUGAUGAUGAUGAUGAUGAUGAUGAUGAUGAUGAUGAUGAUGAUGAUGAUGAUGAUGAUGAUGAUGAUGAUGAUGAUGAUGAUGAUGAUGAUGAUGAUGAUGAUGAUGAUGAUGAUGAUGAUGAUGAUGAUGAUGAUGAUGAUGAUGAUGAUGAUGAUGAUGAUGAUGAUGAUGAUGAUGAUGAUGAUGAUGAUGAUGAUGAUGAUGAUGAUGAUGAUGAUGAUGAUGAUGAUGAUGAUGAUGAUGAUGAUGAUGAUGAUGAUGAUGAUGAUGAUGAUGAUGAUGAUGAUGAUGAUGAUGAUAUACACGAUUAUAUACACGAUAUGAUUGAUUUUUAUAAACUAUUAGGUGAUGUAUCACAAAUACGCGAAGCAAGAAGAAAAACCACCGAUUGCACCCUUCCAACUCUACCAUUGUCUCUUCGUGAUAAUAUAUUUAUUAUUAUUCUUGAGUAA